This is a messenger RNA of Musca domestica (house fly), 4585 nucleotides long. RefSeq lists its product as uncharacterized. Gene Ontology annotation, cellular component: CCR4-NOT complex. The transcript has 2 exons. The coding region runs from base 587 to 4318 and encodes 1243 amino acids. Gene Ontology annotation, biological process: protein ubiquitination. Gene Ontology annotation, molecular function: metal ion binding; RNA binding; ubiquitin-protein transferase activity. The record is from RefSeq and is a predicted model, not a curated record. NCBI's taxonomy places the organism in Eukaryota, Metazoa, Arthropoda, Insecta, Diptera, Muscidae.
UUUGUUAGUUUCCCCAAAAUAUUAGCACUGCUGAUGGAAUAAAAAAGUUACUGAAGGUUAACGUGUAGAAUUAUUUAUUUAUAUGAAUUGCCGUAUAUAUAGAAUACCAGGAGCCCUUGAAUAUUGAAUUUUUUUGCAAAAACUCAACGGAUUUUUAUAGUUGUGUCACCACAAACAUAUUCAUCGUCGUAGUCGUCGUUGUUCGAGAGGGUCCGAGAAAAUCACUUUUUUGUAACUCAACGAGAUCUAGCGAUUGGGAAAACUUUUCUUCGUUGUGGAAGAGAAAUCCCAAGGCGAGUACAUUUAAAUCAAGAGGAAAACAUCAUCUUUGCGAAUUUAGCGAAACGAGCUCUGGAAAAGGAGAAGAAAAACGAAAUAGAAGAAGACCUUUUAGAGUAAGAAGAAACUGUUGAUUGAUUGAUUGCUGGCUUGCUUUUGUGGCAGAGUAACCAAUCAACCAUCAAUUCAUCCAUUCGUUGUCGUCGUUGUCGUCAAAAGCAACAACAACCACACAACAUCAGUAACUCUUUUCGCCUUUCAUAGACUUAACCCAAGAAGUUGUGCUGCUACUUCCUGGAAAUUAACUAUGAAUAAUCUAAAUAACACCGAUGACAUUGUGGAGUGCCCACUGUGCAUGGAGCCAUUGGAGGUUGAUGAUCUCAACUUCUUUCCCUGCACCUGUGGCUAUCAAAUAUGCAGAUUCUGCUGGCACAGAAUACGUACCGACGAAAAUCAGCUGUGUCCUGCAUGCCGCAAGGAAUAUCCUGAGAAUCCAGCUGAUUUCAAGCCACUUAGUCAGGAGGAAAUGGUUGCCUUUAAAUUCCAAAAACGCCAACGCGAUCAGAAGCGUAAGCAGGAAAUUACCGAAAAUCGUAAACAUCUGGCCAAUGUGAGAGUGGUGCAAAAGAAUUUGGUAUUCGUGGUGGGCUUGCCACCCAGGUUGGCGGAUGCUGAGAUCCUCAAGAAACAUGAGUAUUUUGGCAAAUAUGGUAAGAUUCAUAAGGUAGUUAUUAAUCCUAGCACAACGUACGCGGGAGUGCAGGGUCCCUCGGCUUCAGCCUAUGUGACUUAUGUGCACAAUCCGGACGCACUGAGGGCCAUACAGAGCGUUAACAACAUAACGAUUGAUGGCCGUUUAAUAAAAACUAGUUUGGGCACCACCAAGUACUGUAGCCAUUUCAUGAAGAAUCAACAAUGCCCCAAGAGCGAUUGUAUGUAUCUGCAUGAGUUGGGUGAUCCCGAAGCUAGUUUUACCAAGGAGGAAAUGCACCAAGGUAAACAUCAGGAUUAUGAGAAACGUUUACAUGAGGCGUUAAUAGCCACUGCGGGUAGUUCGACGACAGGAGGUGGUUUGGUGUCGACAACAACACCGUCGUCGUCAUCUGCAUCGUCCGGUGGUAUAUUAAGUGGUAAUGGCAAGUCGACAGAUUCCAACUACAAAUCGAGUGGUCUGGCUACCAGUAAAUCAGCCAAUGCCAUUAACAAUGGUCACGACAGUUCCGGUGGUGGUACAACGGCACCAGCGGUCAAUGGUGGCCAACAGUCCUCAUCGGAGGCAUGGCCUAGUUUAUUCGUGUGGCCGGUAAUUAAAAAGGAUGAAGCAAAUCCGGCGAAUGGUGGUCCCAAAAGUAAGAAAGAACGACAAAAACAGGAAAAGACGAAACCGGAGAAGAAUGGCAAAGCGAAAAACAAAAAUUCCAACUCAACCUCCAACAAUAACAACAACCACAACAAUAAUAGCAACAGUAAUACAAAUCCUGCAAGCAAAGAUCCCGUGGAGGCAACACACACUAACAACAGUAAAUCAGCAACAGCGGCAGUCGCGGAUAGUGACAAAACAAGAACAACAGAUAAAGAUCGGGAUCGAAAACAACAGCAGCAACAACAACAACAAAACAGUCACAGUACAUCCAAUAAUUCCCAAAAUCAAAGAAAAGAAGAACUACCAGCAAGAACCGAGACAGUCGAAACCAGCAAAACCAACUCCAAAACAAAAGCCGCCAGCACAGAUAGCAAUAACAGCAAAAGCCAGGCUACAAAUAGUGAACGAGACAGAUCUAAAAACGAAUGCAAACAGGAAUCAGCAACACCACCAACAACAACAACAGAGAACACCAUGUACGUUUCUAAUAGCAGUAAUAGCAGUCUUAGUAGUAGCAGCAGCAGUAGUAGUAGUACUAGCAAUAGCAGCAGUAGCAGUACCGCCAGCAAUGGAAAUCUAAGUUCGGAAACAACCACAACUCAACAGAUACUGAAAUCGAAUUCCGUAGAGGAGCCUCUGGCUAGUGCAACAGCAACAACAACAACAGCAGCGUCGCCACCCGCAACUACCAUCACAACAUCCGACUCCCUAGAAAAAUCGGCAACAUGUCCAUUCACAGAAAGCAUCGAGCGCACAGCUGCCAGUAUCCCAGAUAACUUUUCCGUUUUCGGCAAUAAAAACAAAUCGCCUUUGUAUAAUGGUAUAAAUUCUUCAAUAGAUGAAGGCGAUAAGAUCAAGAAUUCCAUUGAGAGUACACAAUCCGCGACACUUUUAAGCACAACUAUUUCCGAUGUGCCCAAGUUGAGUCUCUUCGAUGAUAGGAGUUUCUUUAGUUUAAAUCCUGACAAAAUCUCUCAGAUGCCUCCAUUGCAACAACAGCAACAACAUACCGCUUCAUUAUUAAACAACAAACUAUUGGAAGAUCCCCUUCUGACUGGCAGAACCAUGCCCAAUUUACCCGAUCUUAUUAAUGGCAUUGAUGGUUACCAGAGUAAUUUAAAUUGCAGUAAUGAUUGGGAGGAUGCUUUCAAAAGUGUCAUACUCAAAACGAAUAAACAAAUGGAGGAGAAGAUGCAACAACAACAGCAGUUGCAACAGCACCUCAAUAGCCAUCUUCAUCUGAAAACACAGGAAGAUUUACGAAAGUUACAGGAACUGCAGAAACGCAAUAUUUUAUUGAACUCCAUGCGUGUGUCACAGUUGGGAGGGCCACUGGGUCCCUUGGGAAGUGAUCUUGGACGACAUUCGCACUUUAUGGCCCAACAAAAUCCUUUAUUGCAGCAUCAACCGAAUCUGUCCUCUGAAAACCUAUUGCAAAAUUCCGCGCAGUUACCAUUCGAAACAAACAUGUCGAAAUUUUUCGAUUUUCACAAACAUCAGCAGCAACAAAAACUGCAGCAUUACGGUGGAGGUAUUGGAGGCCCUGCAGCUGGUGGUUUGGGGUCGCUAAGUGAUAAUUUCCACAUGAUGUCCCUGUUGGAAAACAAACCCUUGAAUUCCCAACUCUUGGAUCCAAAUUCGUUGCUUAACUCCCAUCUACAACAGCAGCAACAGAAACAAAAGCAACAGUUGUAUGGUAAAAUGGAUCCUAUGAUGCAUCAUCAGCAACAACUGCAGCAGCAACAGGCCCUCAAUAAGAACCUCUCCAACAUGCACGGGAACCAAAAUCACUUGAAAUCGCAAUAUUUACAGAAUUCCAAUGCGGACGAUGACUUAGGCUUUGAUCCAUUCAUUGAAACGCAAAAGGCUUUAGCUGAGCUCAUUGAAAAUGAGGAGGAACAGCAGCAACUGCAACAGCACAAUCAUGUGCCUACGUCACACUCCAAUCCAAUUGGUCCACCCAAACAACCGCAGACUCAACCGACACCGCCACAUCAACAAGAUCCCAUGCUGGAAUAUAUGCAAAGACUACGCAUGCCUCCGCCCGGCUUUAGCCAUCAUAAUAGCAAUUUAGGAGGUUAUGGAGGCAUGGAUCCACGAAUGCAUAGCAAUCAGAAUAGUAAAAUGUUGCCUUUUAUGAAUUUGCCUGGAACAAACAACGGCGGGGCUGGUAAUCCUCCACACAUGCCACCACAGCAACAACAAACACAUCCUUUACAAAUGCCCAAUCCCAAUGUUUGGAGCUCACACUUAGGCAAUAUGCAACAGCAGCAACAGCAGGGCAUGGGAUUGCGUCACGAUAACCUCGGACAACCACAAAAUAUGGCAAAUCAGAAGCCUGGCUAUGGCAGUGGUGGUGGCAGUGAUUGGACCGCCAUGGAUCCAGCCAUACUUUCAUUUAGACAGUUCUCUUUUCCCCAGCAGCAACAACAAAAUCAAAUGGGUCCCCCACAAAUGCCGCCACCACCACAGCAGCAGCAACAACAGCCACCACCUCAGGAUAUGUUCUUGCAACAUCUCAGCCAACAAGCUGCAGGUUUUGGCUUAGGUGGCGGACCACCAGGUGGUAAUGGUCAAAUGCCAAAUGGUCAACAUCAUAAUUCACAGGGUCAUCUAAAUGUUGAUGCUAGUGUCCAAGGUAUGCUGGAAUAUCUGAAAACCCAUCAAUUUGUUUAAUUUGAAAUACAACACACACAUACACACAAACGAUAUAUCAAAACAAUAAAGAAGAGAGAGUAUAACAAUGUAAUGGUGAUGAUGAAGAAGAACGGAUUGUUUUAUUUUAAUCUCUAUUAUAUAAAUAUAUUUAAUCAAACCCCCAAACAAACACACACACACACACACUCUUUAAUUGAAUUAUUACCGAAGCGAAAUUAACUUUUUGUCAAUAUUAUGUAAAACUAAUUAAUCAAUUUAAAUAAAAUUAUUCAAACAAAAAAUAUA